Messenger RNA from Condylostylus longicornis, 1008 nucleotides. RefSeq names its product 3'-5' exonuclease (gene WRNexo). Gene Ontology annotation, biological process: nucleobase-containing compound metabolic process. The transcript has 4 exons. The record is from RefSeq and is a predicted model, not a curated record. The coding region runs from base 77 to 880 and encodes 267 amino acids. Gene Ontology annotation, molecular function: nucleic acid binding; 3'-5' exonuclease activity. NCBI's taxonomy places the organism in Eukaryota, Metazoa, Arthropoda, Insecta, Diptera, Dolichopodidae.
UAAUAUUUUUGUUUGAAACUAGAUAAGUUAUUUUGGCGGUAAUAUUGGAAAAAUUAUCUUUUAAUUGUUAAGAAAAAUGGGCGAAUCUGGUAUUAAUAUUCCAAUAAAAUUUAUCGACAAAGAAGGCAAUGCAGAUGUCGAUAUAAAAUUUACAUCACGUCGAGUUACUCGCAGCAACUCUAAUUUAGAAAAACCAGAAGUGAAACCAAAAUUACAUGAGUGUCCAUAUAUAAGUUACACAGGAGAAAUUAAAUACUUUACCACAACAAUUGAUAUAGCGUGUGCAUGUGACGAGCUCCUGUCGUAUGUUGAAACUGUUCAUAAAGAAACAACCGAGAUUCCCAUUGCUUUUGAUAUGGAAUGGCCUUUUAGUUUUAAAACUGGUCCUGGUAAGUCUUCCGUUCUACAACUUUGCAUCUUAGAGCAUGAAACUUACGUUUUUUCAAUUGGGCACUUGAAAAAAUUACCUUCGGCUCUGAUAGCUUUGCUCACACAUCCGAAAGUAAAAUUGCAUGGUGUUAAUAUUAAAAAUGACUUUAGAAAACUACAAAGAGAUUUCCCUGAUACAAAUGCUGAUAAAUUAAUUGAAAAUUGUAUUGACUUGGCUGCUAUGUGUAACGAAAUUAAAAACACUUCAGGAAGAUGGAGCUUAGAACGUUUAGUUAAUUAUAUUUGUCGUUUACAAAUGGAUAAAAGUAAAAAAAUUCGCAUGAGUAAAUGGGAUGUAGUGCCCUUAAAUAACGACCAACUUCGAUAUGCGGCUAUCGAUGUUUAUAUAGGGCAAGUCAUAUAUCGAAAAUUGGAAGAAGAAAAAUUGAAGAAAACUGAGUUUGACUAUGAAAAUGAAAUAAUUUUAAGAAAAUUAGGCUUAGAUUUUUAAAAUUGUACAAGUUUUAUUGAAUAUAUUAUGUAAGUCUUUUGUUUUAAAAUUUGUAAAAGAAAAAAAACGUUUGUAAAGCAAUUUCUUGAUUUUGUAUGUUGUUAAUCUAAAUUAAAAUUUUUACUUUA